Messenger RNA from Synchytrium microbalum, 2610 nucleotides. RefSeq lists its product as uncharacterized. NCBI's taxonomy places the organism in Eukaryota, Fungi, Chytridiomycota, Chytridiomycetes, Synchytriales, Synchytriaceae. Gene Ontology annotation, molecular function: protein binding. Bases 1 to 2610 code for a protein of 869 amino acids. The record is from RefSeq and is a predicted model, not a curated record. The transcript has 4 exons.
AUGCCUAAACUGCUUUCGAGUCUCGUUUAUGAUAAUGGCGUCCUUCAGAACUUCCCUACUACGUUACGAGCUCAACGACUCUCCAAACGAGAGAGAUCUAUUGCUAGGCAACAGGCUAUUGCUGAAGAGAAGGAGCGUCGAAAACUUCUCGAAAUCUUGGAAGCUGAAAUAGGAGCGCGUGAUGCUCUGCUUCCACCACUGGUGCCAGACAUAAGCUCUGGUUCUUCUACCGCGGCACAGUCAGACUCUUCGUCUGACCUGUCAAAUGUGCCAGAUCAACAAGAUUCAAACGCGAAACGACGUCGUAAUGAUGACAGUGAUGAUAGUGAAGGCAGUGGUGGUAGCAGUAGCAGUGAAGGAUCUCCAUCUCGCAAAAAGAAACGAGUAGUAUGGAAGGAAGAGUUGGUAGAAGUACGCUUCAUGUCUUUAGAGGAGGAUUCUGCUCAUAUAGUCCCCCAACCAGAAUUACUACCAAAUGCAGUAACAUCACCAUCUGCAUCAGACGCUUCACCACCUAUAGUAGUAGUCGGUCAACCACAAUCACCACCAAAUUCAUCGCCACCACCUGUAUCACCAUGUGAAUCAGACGCCUCCGCACCUAUUAUGAUAGUCGCUCAACCAGAAUCAACACCAAAUGCAUCACCACCACCUGUAUUACCAUCUGUAUCAGACGCUUCACCAGCUAUAGUAGCAGUCGAGCCAUUCUUCCAAGUAGCAGAAGUCCGACCACCAAAAGUUGCUGCCUUCAUUGCUCUUUGGGACGACGACGAACCUCUCGAAUAUAUUGAAUACGAUAGGAGCAGUAGUAGUAGCAGUAGUAGUGACGAAGAAUUAGUAGUACCAAACGUGAAACCCAAACCAAAAUCCAAACCCAAAGCAUCUACUACCAAGUCCAAAUCCAAACCACAUCGUAAACACCAAAUUGUCGAUGAAGAAUCAGACGACGAGGAGGACGACAAAGUCGAACAGAUUCGUAACUCAGCUACUUUGUAUGAUGAAAUCGAUUGGCAAGAGUCAAUGCCAUUGGAUUCCGAGCGUGACCACGACAAGGUUAAUGACGUGUACCUCUACGAAGAUGAUGAUAUGGAAUGUGGUGAGGAGGAUGCUAUUGGAGAAGUUGAGGAGGAUGAAGAGCAAGCGGCAGUUGUUGUUCGAUUCCCCAGAAGCUUUGAGCUCAAAAUUACUUUACGAAUCCUGGAAUAUUUGGACAACAAGACUGUACUCAAGGCUCAUCGUGUCUCUCGCUUCUGGAAUCGAAGUCUCAACAAGUUUGAUAAACGAAUGUGGAUGCAUCGUGUCAUGGAGCUUGAUCCUGGAGCUACUGUUGCAGAUCGUUUAUCAACUUGGAAAAAGGUUUAUAUAUGGCAUCAAAUGAUUACAGAAGGCCUCUGCUAUACAACCUUUGUAUCCAGGAUCUCCAAGGAUGGCUUCAUAUCUCCGACAUCCCACCUGAUGAUCCAAUCACGCCCAACAAGAGCCAUGGCAAAAGCUCAAAAGUUGGCAACAAGUGAUUCUGCAACAAAGUUAUCGAAUGAUAUCAAGCAUUUUUAUAUGGUCGUGCCAUCUGAAGAUCGCCGUAUGUUCGAUUCACCAAGCUCAUUCCCACUCCCGAAAGCCUUCCUCACAAUAGACAUGAGGUUGGGCAUAGUAUAUCGCGCUGAUGGGCUAUGGAGACCAUCAAAUCUUCAAAUGACAAAUUUGUGGUCGUUCGCAAGCCACUCACGAAAAUUGGGUCGUUUGAAUGGGCCAGUAUUCGAUGCUUGCUUCUUGCCAGAAGCUAGUAUGCUGGUCACGAGUCCUUGUGCUACUAUAGAUGACGACCAUGAAUGCAUCAAAAUGUAUAAAAUGCGUGAUGGUAUUCUUGAAGAAAAGUAUGUUAUACCAGCGGCUUCUGCUAGUCCUUGUGCCAAAUAUCCUGCUUCAGUCUUGGCUGCUGAUGAGGAAGCUGGUCUUUUGGUUGUUACUCAUGAUGGAUGGAUUAAUAUUUGGUCUAUUGAUAAAACUGAAUGCAAGGAGACUAUUGAUGUACAUCGAUAUGUCAAUCCUGAAGAGCAAAUUGAGAAUGUGGCUAUUGGUGGUGAUUAUGUUGUCGUUGUUACUCGAAGCUCGAACUUUAUACUGGUAUUUGACGUCGUAACUGGUCAACAUCUUCACACCUUCGAUCAAUGCUGUCACGCAUUGCAUGCUCGAACUGGUGAAUCAAAGAAGUGGAGUGAGCAUUGUACCUCCCAACUUCUCAUUCAAGGACCCCUACUCUUUGCAUCUCAAAACCAUCGAGACUGUCGUAUCCAAGUCUUCAAUCUACAUACUGGCCACCACUUUUAUACCCUAAAACCAUACGACAAGAAUCUUGUCAUCAACCAAUACAUUACGAGUAUGUACAUGUCUGCUGAUCGGAUGACGUUGGCUGUAGGAUUGAGUAGCUCAGAUAUCAUCUUGUAUGAUUUCUGGCCUGUAAAAAUCAAUCGUAGUGUUAUUACAGCUGAAAAGGAUGUGGAAGUCGCUGCUGCAAAUAAUGCUGGAGUGUUCCCAUUCUCGGUCUUGUAUCGGGAGUUGAAAGAAGUAGAAGAAGGGAGGUUGGAAGAGGUUGAAGGUGUAUUGCUCUUCUGA